Molecule: messenger RNA, 1221 nt
Organism: Cucurbitaria berberidis CBS 394.84
Lineage: Eukaryota; Fungi; Ascomycota; Dothideomycetes; Pleosporales; Cucurbitariaceae
Exons: 2
Coding region: 1-1221 (406 amino acids)
Biological process (GO): mitotic cell cycle phase transition; regulation of cyclin-dependent protein serine/threonine kinase activity
Cellular component (GO): cyclin-dependent protein kinase holoenzyme complex; centrosome; nucleus
Molecular function (GO): cyclin-dependent protein serine/threonine kinase regulator activity
Source: RefSeq, a predicted model, not a curated record
AUGGAGUACCAAGCACAAUCCCGCUACGGACACUGCGAGUCAUACUUUGUCGAGGCGCACGAUGACGGCAUCUAUGCUAUGCGAGCCGAAGCUAGGGAGCGCCAGCGGGCAAUUGCCAGGAUGCAGCAGCGAGCCCUUGGCGAGGAGCUGUCGAGGCUGACUGCUGAUGAAUAUCAAGAGGAUAUCAUGGAACACAUGAUACACAUGGAGUCACAAACCCUGCCUGACGUCAAUUCAAUUGACAUCCAGACAGAGAUCCAGUGGUUCAUGCGCCCUUACCUUCUUGACUUUUUGGUCGAAGCCCACGCCGCCUUCCAGCUACUUCCAGAGACACUAUUCCUCGCUGUCAAUCUUCUUGACCGCUACUGCUCUCGUCGCGUAGUCUACAAGCGUCAUUACCAACUGGUCGGCUGCGCGGCCCUCCUCAUUGCUGCCAAGUACGGUGACAAGAAGGAUCGUGUACCUACUGUACGGGAACUCAAGUCUAUGUGCUGCUCCCUCUACGACGACGAAAUGUUUACCCAAAUGGAGUGGCACGUUCUCCAAACCCUCAACUGGGUCAUCGGACACACUACCGUGGAUGCUUUCCUCCAAAUCGCCCUUGCAGAGGCCCCGUAUGAUGCUGAAGUGGAGCACAUGACCUUGUACAUUGCUGAGAUUGCCCUUUUUCAAAAGGAAUUCGUUUCCACCCGACCAUCAGUCCUUGCAAGAUCCGCACUCGCUCUGGCGAGAUGUGUUCUAUCCCGACCGCAAGCACGGACUUCUGAAUGGGCCGGUGCUUACGAUCCGCAGACGGUAAUCGGGCUAUCCAACCACUUGUAUCAGCCGUCUCCUGUAUUGUCUCGCAAGUAUGCGUCGCUACAUCUCUCGAAUGUGUCUGCUAUUGUUGAUGAGUUCCUGCAACGACAAGCGCAGAUUGCCCGACGACAAGCUGCUCCACCUACACCGCCACCAACAGUUACUUUGGAAGCGCCACAGCCUGUAUCAGAAGCGUAUGGACCUCAAACGCCCCAGAAGAACCCUUAUGGGGCUGCUAUGGUGCAAAAUGGAUGCCUCACACCACCCAUCACACCUGAGAGCGAACAAUUCGGACACGCCAAUGUUGUCAAGUCACAGCCGGUCCCCAUGUAUCCGUCUACGCCCACACCGGAGCACUCAUUGAAUAUGCAGCAUCAAAGCCAAUACUUCCACAACACCUAUCUCCACCCUCAGCACAUGUAA